AUGACUGUUCAAUGCUUAUUUUUACAGGGUCGGACAACGACUCCGGGCGUUCGUCGUCCAACGUCCGCAAUGAACUCAACUCCUAGGGAACAGCAGUCACAUGUACAAAGUCUCCAGCGUCUUGUCAAAGAAAAGGAGGAUCAUAUCAGCCAGCUACUUCAGGAACGGGAAAUUGAACGAUCGGAUCUGGCCCGCGUCACUUUGGAUCGUGAAAUGGCCGAAUCGGAAAUCCUGAAUCAACGUGCACAAAUCGAGCGAUUGAAUCAACAAUUGCAGAGCAUGGAAGCGGCGCAUCAGUUGUUGCAGGAGGAAUACGAACAAAUGACUUUACGUUUGCACGAAGAAAAGAAGAACUUGGAAGAUCUACAGUUUCGUAUGGAAGAGGAGAACAUUAACAAGUCCACAAUGGAGCCUCGCAAUGCAGAUGAAGAUUCAAAAAUUUUCGAAUUGGAAGAGGCACUAAUUAGCGCGCGUGAAGCGAAUGAGCAUACCGAAGCUGAAUUGGAACGUGUUCGAGCAGAGCUGGCUGCAUUACAAACUGCUCAUUUGAAUAUGGCUUCUUCGAGCACAGCUACCGAAGAGCCUACAGUACCAACUGACUCUGAAGCGUCAAAAAACGACAAUCAAUCUGCUUCGACACAUGAUCUGGAGCGUGAAGUGCGCGACGCCAAAGUAGGCUCGCCGAGCAAAUUGUCCCUUCACCGGGUCAAUCUUGUGGCCCAAGCGUCAGUCGCUCCGGUCCAAAUGAAUCCAGAUAGUGCACUCCAAGCCGAAUGUGAGCGCCUUCGUCGAGAACUCGCUGAUCGUGAACGCGUAACAGAAAGUGCCCUAAAGCGUCAAGCAGAGGUGCUCGAAGUGGUUUCCUCAGAUUUCCAGAAGCAAAUAGCCGAUCUGAAUGCGCAAGUUCUCUCCGCCUCUAAAGAGUUGAUUGCCUCGAGAGAAGAGUGUCAGACGGUGAAAGAACAGUCACAGGUCACCAUAGCAGAACUACAAGAAGAGAUUCAUCAGUUAAAGAGCAAAUUUGCCGAUGAGGAAAGCAAAGCCAAAGAAACUUUGUCUUGCUAUCAGAAACGUAUUGAAGAUCUGAUGACUCAGUUGGAUUCGGAGAAAGGUAAAACGUCUGCUACUGUCAUGGAACAAUCAGUGGCUCUUCGGAAGUUAGAAGAGAAACUGAAAGUUACCGAGCGUCAGCUCUUGGACUACCAGCAAUCCGUGUUGUUUUCUGCCCAGGAGUCAGUGCAAAAUCAGAUCGAGCAGGUGUCGGGAUUGGCAGAUGACACUUGUCCUAUUCUAGACAAAUCAGCUCUAUUGGAACAAUUGAAACGACAACAGGCCUCCUAUGAGGAACAAAUGAAGACAUUGGAAUCCGAGCGGAAUGCGGCGAUAGAAACGCAACGUGCGUCCGGUGAUCGUAUUCAACAAUUGGAAGCUGAGCUUUCUUCGCUUCGCGAGGAAUUGGUCUCUUCCGGACACAAACAAGAAGAAUUGUCGGAACAAAUGAAAUCAGCCAAGGAAGUACGUGACAAAGUUUUGGCGGAGUUAUCUUCACUUCUUCAAGAACUUCCCGCUGUCGGUGGUGUGGAAACCGGUGAUGGUGACUUGGCUCGAGAACUUCGGACCCGCAUUGAUUUGCUCGGGAAACAUGUCUCUGAGGCCGAGGCUAAUCGUGAUGCGUUGGAAUUACAAGUUCAAACACUACAGCGCGAGCGAUCCGAAUUGGAACGGGAACUGGCCGUAUUGAAUGCUUCACAGUCGAGUCACGAUGCGCAACAAGAUUUGAAUAUUCUUUUGGAACAGUUGGAGUCAAGUCGACAAAAAAUGGUUGCACUAGAAGCUAGCACUUCAAUCGCACUUAAAGAACUGGAAAGCAAAUCGAGCGAGCUGGAGAAAGUGCAAAAGUCCCUGAGUGAAACACUCGUGGAGCGUGAUCAAUUGCAACAAGCACAUCAACAAACCAUGGCCAUGCUUGAAAGCGAACGCCGUCAACUUCAGGAGCGAAUUCGUGCAGCCGAAUCUGGAGCCGCAGUCUACGUCAUUCUGUCUUUCCGCGCGGAAUUCUUCGGUUCAAUGAGUCCGCGAGGUCCUUCUCAAAUGAAAUAUGGAUCGUCUAGGCAAUUUACUGGCUCGAACGACCAAGUGUCACGAUUGAUGGAAGAAAAAGCCGGUGCUGAGUCCCAAGUUGCCUUUCUCAACUCCAUCAUUGUGGAUUUGCACGAAAAAAAUCGCGAAUUAGAAGAACGUGUGCGGGAUAUGCUGAUGGUGGAUAACAUCUCUCGACCGCAAGCACAUCCACCGGUUGCAAAUCCUCGUCCACCACGACGUUGGUGUGACAAUUGCCUCGUGUUCGAUAGUCACGAAACAGAGCAUUGUCCGAACAAACUAGAACACAAUGGGAACGGUUUCAAGCCCCGGAAAAAGCUGAGCGCAUUGGUCGGACAGCAACCCUCAGAUCGGAUUUAUUGUGACAUUUGCGGUGUUUUUGAUAGUCACACGACCGAAAAUUGUACGGAUACCCAAACAUUUUAA
Molecule: messenger RNA, 2526 nt
Organism: Echinostoma caproni
Lineage: Eukaryota; Metazoa; Platyhelminthes; Trematoda; Plagiorchiida; Echinostomatidae
Source: the annotation of a GenBank genome assembly